Molecule: messenger RNA, 1235 nt
Organism: Vigna umbellata (rice bean)
Lineage: Eukaryota; Viridiplantae; Streptophyta; Magnoliopsida; Fabales; Fabaceae
Source: RefSeq, a predicted model, not a curated record
AAACAAUCAGUGAGAGAGAGAGGAAUGGAGUCAACAUUUUCAACUUGUUCCCUUCUUUUUUAAAAUUGGUCAUUGUAUUGUAUGUGGAGAUGAUGAAUUCAGAGAUAAGAGGUAGAGACAACUAGACAUUUCUUUUUCACUCAAAGAAAUGUCAGAACCAUCCACUCCCAAUUCCAGCUUUCAAAGUCAAAUCCCUUCGCUUUAGGCGGCCAUAAUCCAACUGUUCAUACUUUUUCGUAUAACCAAUUCUCUUCAAUCAUCUUCAUCCACAGCUACAAACAAAACCUUCAAAGAUGAUAAACCAAAACACCCAAUUUUUUAUCCUCAAACCCUUCCUUUCUCCCAUCACCAAUUCCUACAUCAUCAUCUUCUGCCUCCUUGCCCAAAUCACUUCUUCUCAAGUCGAUCCUAAAUUCGUUGCUUGUGCACCCAAAACCUGCCCCAACAACAACCAAUCUAUAAGCUUUCCUUUUUACAUCCAAGGAACGCAAGAACCUUACUGUGGGAGCCCUGGUUUUGAAAUCUCCUGUUCUCUUGAUGGCUUCCCUAUCCUCAAUCUCUCUCACACCCAAUACCUCAUUCAUCAAAUCUUCUACCAAAAUCAGUCCCUGCGACUGUCCAAUGCCGCGUUCUCAGCUAUGCAAUCAAACACCACCAGAGGUUGUCUUGUUCCAACUCAGAAUCUCACUCUUCCUCAUACUAACGUUUUCGGUGUUGCUCCGAAUCAAACGGACAUGGUGUUGUUCUACGGCUGUGACGCACCUUCGCUUCACGAACACAGAGUUGGGUGUUCUGCAGAAAACGAGACGAGUUCCGUUUUGGCAUUGGAUAAAAGAGAUGAAAAUAUAAGCGUUGUGGCAGAGAAUUGCAAAGGUGAGGUGGUGGAUACGGUUGUGGAAGAUGGAAUAGGAGGGGUUGCUGAAGCGUUGAGCAAAGGGUUUUUGCUGUCGUGGACUGCGAGUAACUGCAGCGUCUGCAACAGUACCGGAGGGAGGUGCGGUUUAGAUUAAAAUAUAUACGCUUUCAGGUGUUAUUGCACUGACAGAGUUCAUUCUGCCAAAUGUGGAGCGGAUGAUCCAGGGACUACAUGUUAGCUGUACUGAAACUGCAUAAUUGCAAUGGCUGGAUGAACACAAGCGUUAAUAGGAAAAUACCUAUACAGACUACUAAAAUAUUGAAUUUUGGAAUUAAAUUUAAAGAUUUAAUAAAGUUGCUAAUACUUUAGUUUUUAGACU